ACUUUCCGUGAUUGAUGAUGAUGACGUUGAAAUUGCAUGUGACUGAAGAGGGCGCUACACAUAAAAAUAGGCAGAAAUGACAGCAACGCGCACGCUGACUGCACUGAAUAAUGAAAACUGAUAGAUGCUGAUAGACAGUAACACAGGGAGAUGGAUGGUCUGCUGCCAUCAUGCAGAUCGGUCCUACUCCUCGGUGAAGGAAACUUCUCCUUUGCAAGGUCGCUGAGCCAGAAACUGAACCCAGAUGUGCGAGUCAUAGCCACGUCCUUCGAGGAGGAAGCUGCGGUCUGGAAGAGGGAAAACGGCAGAGAGAAUGUUGAGGCAUUGAGAGAAAGAGGUGUAACCUGCCUUUUUGGUGUAGAUGCGACUAAGAUCCAUGUCAGCCCACCUCUGGAGGGACAGAGCUUUGAUGGGAUCAUCUUCAAUUUUCCCCAUGUCCCUGGCAAAGCCAACAUUGCCAAGAACAGGGACCUUCUCCGACGUUUCUUUCAGAGCUGUGUGGUGAAGCUCACCCCAGUUGGUCAAGUCCUGGUAACCCUCUGCAACGGCCAGGGUGGGACUCCGGCCGACCAGCCGCAGAGGGAGAAACAGAAUUCAUGGCAGGUUGUGGACAUGGCAACCUAUGGGGACCUCAUCUUGACGGACACGGUGUCAUUCCAGGCAGGGGAGUAUCAAGAGUACAGUGCCACAGGCUAUCGUUGCUGCAGCAACGGCCAACAGGUCAAGCGCGUCAGAUCAAACCUCCUAGCUGUUCUUGCCUUCAACACGGCUUACUUUGUCAAGUGA
Messenger RNA from Acanthaster planci (crown-of-thorns starfish), 786 nucleotides. RefSeq names its product ferredoxin-fold anticodon-binding domain-containing protein 1 homolog. Gene Ontology annotation, molecular function: rRNA (uridine-N3-)-methyltransferase activity. Gene Ontology annotation, biological process: rRNA base methylation. The record is from RefSeq and is a predicted model, not a curated record. Gene Ontology annotation, cellular component: cytoplasm. Lineage: Eukaryota; Metazoa; Echinodermata; Asteroidea; Valvatida; Acanthasteridae.